AUGGAUUCGAAUAAAUUUGAACAAAUAGGCUUGAGCUCAUUUUACCAUGCUAUACCAACACUUGAUAAUGCCAACGACUGGUCGCAGUGGAACCAGAAAGUCAAGGAGUUUCUUCGAAUAUCUCCCGUGGCUAAAGAUGAAACGAUCCCACCUCUGGAAGAGGAGGGAGCGCAGCAAUGGUCUCACCGCCAGACAUUUUACUCGUCAAUGAUCGCGGCAAAGCUGACCCACAACGCGGCUCAGCGGAUAAACGCCUUCGAAAUCACUCGAGUCCAAACUCUAAUCAAAGCGGUGAAAGACAACUUCAAGCCGGAAGGUUCAGGAACAUACGUCAAUCUUCAGAGGAGGUACAUGUCACUUACCCGAGCAAAAUGUGGGAGUGCACAAGCCCUCGGGGCCGAGAUCAGAAAGAUCCAUGCCGAGAAACUUUUACUCGACCCCGCAUGUGUCACUUCUGAGAUUGAACGAACCUUCUUUUCCUCCAUGCCUUGGGUCCAGAAUAUGAAAGCUUCCGUGACCAUAUCUUCAGACAAAUGGACAUUAGACGAGAACGGAAAUAUCACCAAAGCAGCCCCUACAUUCGACUACAUUGAGAACAAGGCCAUUGAGGAGGAACAUAGGAAAGGACAGCUGAGCAACCAAUCCGCAGAUGCAAAUGCGCUUCCUGCCUUCACACUCAGCCAAAGCCUUGGAGACAAGAAAGUCACGCCGUCUUCAGAUGGGAAAACAUGCCGGAUCGAGAUCAUCAAUGUCCCUUUCUGUACUUUCUGUCGAAAACCCUAUCAUAGGGAGCCUCAAUGUUUCAAGAAGAAUCCCAACCUGAGGGACCAAGAAAAGGGAGAGAAGAACACGCAGGCCAAGACCCAACGAUGCAUAUAA
Molecule: messenger RNA, 879 nt
Organism: Penicillium canescens
Lineage: Eukaryota; Fungi; Ascomycota; Eurotiomycetes; Eurotiales; Aspergillaceae
Exons: 2
Coding region: 1-879 (292 amino acids)
Source: RefSeq, a predicted model, not a curated record